UGCUAUUUAUGAAGCAGAAGAUGUUGAAGUAAUUGAUAAAAUCUACAAUGGAAUGGCAGAGUUAAUUAAGUCGAUUAUGAACCAAAAGAAAAGAGAUGAGGAAAACAAAAAGCGGUUGGCUGAGUCAGAAAAAAAUGGGGAUGAAAAAAAUAAGAAAGAAUUUAUUGCUGAUGUUGAAAUGGAAUUAAUUAAAGAAAAUGUUUCCGAUGAAAGAUUAAGUAAAAAG
This is a messenger RNA of Ambispora leptoticha, 226 nucleotides long. NCBI's taxonomy places the organism in Eukaryota, Fungi, Glomeromycota, Glomeromycetes, Archaeosporales, Ambisporaceae. The record is from the annotation of a GenBank genome assembly.